CUCGCCAGGACCCUGAGGCGGCUGGGCCCACCCUCCUGGAAGCGGCCGGCCCUCGGGGGCCGCCCUCCCCAUCCUCCCCGGGACCGCGGCGCAGGCGAAGGAAGGGGGCUGAGGUGGCCGCCUCGGCGGAGCCAAGCUGCUGGGCUGAGAAGAUGGUCUGCGCCGUCCUGAAGACACUCGGUCCGUUCUGAUGGGACUGGGUCCAAUAUGAGUGGGAGUGAUGGAGGGAGACGACGCCUGGAGGACAGUGAGCACACACUACGGAUCUAUCCUGGCACGAUUGCGGAAGGCACCAUCUACUGUCCAGUUCCCGCUCGCAAGAGCUCUACAGCUGCUGAGGUGAUUGACUGUCUUAUAGACAGACUUCAUCUUGACAAAACAAAAUGUUACGUUCUAGCGGAGGUAAAGGAAUUUGGUGGAGAAGAAUGGAUACUCAAUCCAACAGACUGUCCAGUCCAGCGAAUGAUGUUGUGGCCUCGCUUGGCUCUGGAAAAUCGCUUGAGUGGAGACGACUAUCGCUUCCUUCUGAGAGAGAAAAACCUCGACGGGUCGAUCCACUACGGUAGCCUGCAGUCGUGGCUGCGGGUGACGGAGGAGCGGCGUAGGCUGGUGGAGCGGGGCUUUCUGCCACAGCCACAGCAGAAAGAGCUUGAUGACUUGUGCAGUUUACCUGAUCUGAACGAGAAAACUCUAUUAGAAAAUCUGCGAAAUCGCUUUAAGCAUGAAAAAAUUUAUACCUAUGUUGGCAGUAUUCUGAUAGUUAUUAAUCCCUUCAAGUUUCUUCCUAUUUAUAACCCCAAAUAUGUCAAAAUGUACGAUAACCACCAGUUGGGCAAGCUUGAGCCACACAUUUAUGCGGUGGCGGAUGUAGCUUACCAUGCCAUGCUCCAGCGCAGGAGGAACCAGUGCAUUGUGAUUUCAGGAGAGAGUGGUUCUGGGAAGACCCAAAGCACGAACUUCCUUAUUCACCACCUGACUGCUCUCAGCCAGAAAGGGUUUGCAAGUGGAGUAGAGCAAAUCAUUCUUGGGGCUGGACCAGUGCUGGAGGCCUUUGGAAAUGCAAAGACAGCUCAUAAUAACAAUUCAAGUCGUUUUGGCAAGUUUAUUCAAGUAAAUUACCAGGAAACAGGCACGGUACUUGGUGCCUACGUUGAAAAGUACCUUUUGGAGAAAUCCAGACUUGUUUACCAAGAGCAUAAUGAACGGAACUACCAUGUAUUCUAUUACCUCCUGGCAGGCGCGAGUGAAGAAGAGAGGUUAGCAUUCCACCUUAAGCAGCCAGAAGAGUAUCACUAUCUCAAUCAGAUAACAAAGAAAGCCCUCAGACAGAGCUGGGAUGAUUAUUGCUAUGACUCUGAGCCGGAUUGCUUCACAGUAGAGGGAGAAGAUUUGAGGCAUGAUUUUGAACGGUUACAGCUGGCCAUGGAAAUGGUAGGAUUUCUUCCCAAGACACGAAGACAGAUCUUCUCUCUCCUCUCGGCAAUUCUACACUUGGGUAAUAUCUGUUACAAGAAGAAGACCUACCGGGAUGACUCCAUUGACAUCUGUAAUCCUGAAGUUCUGCCCAUUGUCUCAGAAUUGUUAGAAGUUAAAGAAGAGUUGCUGUUUGAAGCAUUAGUGACGCGGAAAACGGUGACAGUGGGAGAAAAGCUUAUCUUACCAUACAAGUUGGCAGAGGCUGUUACAGUGAGAAACUCCAUGGCUAAGUCUCUGUAUAGUGCACUGUUUGACUGGAUAGUUUUUCGAAUUAACCAUGCACUUCUGAAUAGUAAAGAUUUGGAGCACAAUGCCAAGACUUUGUCCAUUGGUGUUCUUGAUAUUUUUGGAUUUGAAGAUUAUGAAAAUAAUAGUUUUGAGCAGUUCUGUAUUAAUUUUGCUAAUGAACGUUUGCAACACUACUUUAAUCAGCACAUCUUCAAAUUGGAGCAAGAGGAGUACAGAAUGGAAGGCAUCAGCUGGCAUAAUAUAGAUUAUAUUGAUAAUAGCUGUUGCAUAAAUCUCAUUAGCAAAAAACCAACAGGACUGCUCUAUCUUUUGGAUGAAGAAAGCAACUUUCCACAGGCUACAAAUCAAACAUUGCUAGACAAGUUUAAGCGUCAGCAUGAAGACGAUCCUUACAUUGAAUUUCCGGCAGUGAUGGAGCCUGCUUUCAUCAUUAAACAUUAUGCUGGGAAAGUAAAAUAUGGGGUAAAGGAUUUUCGGGAGAAAAACACAGAUCACAUGCGCCCAGACAUUGUAGCUCUUUUGAGGAGCAGCAAGAAUGCCUUCAUCUCUGGGAUGAUCGGAAUCGAUCCCGUUGCUGUUUUCCGAUGGGCAGUUCUCCGAGCCUUUUUCAGAGCUGUGGUUGCUUUCAGGGAAGCUGGGAAAAGACACAUUCAGAGGAAAAGUGGACAUGAUGAUACAGCGCCAUGUACAGUUUUGAAAAGUGUGGAUAGUUUUAGCUUUCUCCAACACCCAGUCCACCAGAGGAGCUUAGAGAUUCUGCAGAGGUGCAAGGAAGAGAAGUACAAUAUAACUCGGAAAAGCCCCAGAACACCUCUUUCUGAUCUUCAGGGCAUGAAUGCUCUGAAUGAGAAAAACCAGCAUGACGUGUUUGAUAUUCCCUGGAACGUCAGAACUGGGAUUCGCCAGAGCAGACUGUCAAGUGCUUCCCUGCUUGAUAAAGAUGGAGUGUUUGCUAACUCAGCCAGCAGCAAACUCCUGGAGAGAGCCCAUGGGAUUCUCACGAGGAACAAAAAUCCCAGGCCCAAGCCUAUUCUUCCAAAGCAUUUGUUGGAGGUGAACUCUUUAAAGCACCUAACAAGCCUGACUCUACAGGAUCGCAUAACCAAGUCUCUUCUCCACUUGCACAAGAAGAAGAAACCUCCCAGCAUCAGUGCCCAGUUUCAGGCAUCGUUAAGCAAACUGAUGGAGACACUUGGUCAAGCAGAACCAUACUUUGUAAAGUGUAUUCGCUCUAAUGCUGAAAAGCUGCCCUUAAGAUUCAAUGAUGCCUUGGUACUUCGACAGCUUCGAUACACUGGGAUGCUGGAGACAGUCCGAAUCCGUCAGUCAGGAUACAGCUGCAAAUAUUCUUUCCAGGAUUUUGUGAGCCAUUUCCAUGUACUUCUUCCCCGAAAUAUUAAUCCAUCCAAAUUUAACAUCCAGGAUUUCUUCAAGAAAAUAAAUCUUAAUCCAGAAAAUUAUCAAGUUGGAAAAACCAUGGUCUUCCUGAAGGAGCAGGAGCGACAGCACCUCCAAGACCUGCUGCACCAGGAGGUGCUGCGCAGGAUCGUGCUGCUGCAGCGCUGCUUCCGGGCCCUGCUGUGCAGGCAGCAUUUCCUGCGCCUGAGACAGUCUGCCAUCAGGAUCCAGCGGUUCUGGAGGACCUGCCUCACUCAGCAGCAGGCUCAGGGGGAAGUAGUGCUGGAGGACGCUGCCGCUAUGGCCAGCGCCGCUGCUCUUCUGCAGGCUUCCUGGCGUGCACGCUCGGAGCGGCAGCGCUACCUGGAGCUGCGGGCCGCGGCCAUCACCAUCCAGCAGUGGUGGAGGGUGCACCAGAGGCGCAGGCACAGGGCUGCCGUCUGCAUCCAGGCAAGGUGGAGAGGAUACAGGCAAAGCAAGCAGUACCAGGAGCACCGGAGCAGAAUCAUCCUGCUGCAGUCCAUAUGGAGACAAAAAUUUAAAGCUUUAAAAGAGCAAAGACUCAGAGAGGCAACACCAGACCUUGGACUGAUGAAGAUCAGGGCACGUGGAGCUCUGGAAAUCCAGGGUUCAGACCCUUCCAACUGGGAGGAUUGCUCUUUUGACAACCGAGGAAAGGCCAUAGAGGAGCAUAGAUCUGUGCUGGAGAGGAGUCGCACGAGUCAUGAAGGUUCAGAGAACUGCUCAAAGGAGUCCCCAAGCAAGCGACAGGAGAGAGCCAGAAGCCAGAGUGGUGUGGACUUGCAGGAGGACGUGGUGGUCAGAGAGAGGCCCAAGUCCCUGGAGGAUCUGCAUCAGAAGAAAGCAGGCCGGGCGAAAAGAGAGAGUCGGAGAAUGAGAGAACUAGAGCAGGCUAUAUUUAGCCUGGAAUUGCUAAAAGUUCGUUCUCUUGGCGGGGUGUCACCUUCUGAGGAGCGCAGGUGGUCUACAGAACUGGUGCCUGAAGGCCUUCCCUCUCUGCAGGGCACACCUGACAGUGAGAGCUCUCAAGGAAGCUUGGAGCUUCUGAGUGGUGAGGACAGCCAGAAGAGCAAGCCAGGAUCACUAACUGUAGAUGAAGGAGAUCUGCAGCUUCCAGCUCGAAAAACACCCAGCAGUCCGAAAGUUGGUUCACAGGACUACACCCUCAGUGCCUCCCGGGAGAUGAGCCAGGGAGCACCUGGAGAGCCAGCACCCUUGAGGAGUAGCACUGCGAAGGAAAAGUCGGCCUGCCGUUCGGAGCCUGUUACCUGUAAGCCACAGCCAAGAGACUCCUUUAUGUCGAAUAGUCUGCCUACAUUCUUUUACAUUCCCCAACAAGACCCACUAAAAACAAGUAGUCAACUAGACACAAGCGUCCAAAGAAGCAAACUCUUAGAAAGUGCAGACCCACUGGGGACAGCCCCUCCUUUUGACAGCAGCAGGGAAACUGAAAAGCAUUCCUUCUCAGCAGAGGAUCGCGUUGCUCCGUCUGUGAAGACAGAGUCUGCGAGGACUGUGCUGAAGAAGUUAGAAAAGCUGAACAUGGAAAAGGAAGAAAGGCAAAAGCUGCUGCAUCAGCAAAAUGAGAAAGAGAUGAUGGAGCAGAUCCGUCGGCAGACAGAUAUCCUAGAGAAGGAGCGGAGAGCCUUCCAGACCAUGGAGCAGCCAACAGCUGGGGAGUCCUUCCCGGCACUGUCUUCCUUUCAGCCCAAGCAGAGGACAGAGAGGCCUGCCUCUCUCUUUCUCCCAAAUGCCCCAAAUAAGGAAGAACUCGGUGCACGGGGAUCUCCAUCAGUCGCUGUAAAAGAUUCAGCUCGCACCACAAAAGGUGGUCCCUCUGCUCACUUACCCGUAAAGGACCGGCCAGUAACCCUGUUCUUUGAAGGAAAAGGAGCCCCAUGCCAAUCUGGUACUGUCAGAGAAUCAUCCAAAACAUACAGAGUGGGCACCCAACAGAGUAUAACCUGUAAACCCUCCAAUAAUGGUGUUUCCAAAAGAGAGCACUUUAGGCCAACUCAGAAUUACGGCCACAAAUCUGAUGACCCUUCCAGAGAGGGAGAUACAAGGACCAUUUUCUUCACACCAAAGGACAAUAUGAGUACUCCCCUUGUCAACAGAGAAGCCUUAGGCAGUGAAAACCCUCGUGCGUGUAGACAAGAGGAACCAGCUUGGAAACCUGUGAAAUUCGCUGGGCCUGGCCAAGGAGAGGUUGCCAGACCGGCCCAUAAAAAGAAAGCUCGAAUGGCGCGGACGCGCUCCGAUUUCUUGACUAGAGGUACUUUUGCCGAUGGGGAGGGGGAUACAGAGGAAGAUGAUUACGAUGACAUUAUUGAGCCCCUUCUCUCCCUUGGCCAAGCCGCUCACUCUGAGCUAGAGUCUGUAUCCAGCCUGGGUCAGGCCUCUCACAGUGACUCCGAAAUGACGUCACAGAGAUUUUCUUCAACUGAUGAACAAGCAAAGCUUCAUAAGGCUAUGUCCCAAGGAGAGAUCACGAAGUUGGCAGUGAGACAGAAAGCUUCAGAUUCAGAUCUAAGACCUCAGAGAGCUAGAAUGCGAUUCUGGGCCAAAGGGAAGCCAGGGGAGAGGAAGACUGCCCGAGUGAAGCCUGCCCCACCGUCGGAUGUCUCCACACACCUGGGUGCAGACGAAUUACCUCAGCAUCAUACAGCACCUCCUUUGAGCCCAGAACUGCCUGGUAGUUCCCACAAGGAGUUCAAAGAAAACAAAGAACCUUCUCCAAAGGCAAAACGCAAGCGAAGUGUGAAGAUCAGCAGUGUGGCUUUGGAUUCUAUGCACUGGCAAAAUGACUGUGUCCAGAUCAUAGCAAGUACCAGUGAUUUGAAAAGCAUGGAUGAGUUUCUUCUGAAAAAGAUGAAUGACUUAGAUAAUGAGGACAGCAAGAAGGACACACUGGUGGAUGUGGUAUUUAAAAAGGCUCUGAAAGAAUUCCGACAGAAUAUUUUCAGCUUUUAUUCAUCUGCAUUGGCGAUGGAUGAUGGGAAAAGCAUACGGUAUAAAGACCUUUAUGCCCUGUUUGAGCAAAUUCUGGAAAAGACCAUGAGGCUCGAGCAGCGUGACUGGAGCGAAUCUCCAGUGAGAGUUUGGGUCAACACUUUCAAAGUGUUUUUAGAUGAAUAUAUGAAUGAAUUCAAGACUUCGGAUUGCAUAGCCAUAAAGGUACCGAAAACAGAAAGAAAGAAAAGAAGGAAAAAAGAAACUGAUUUGGUGGAAGAGCACAAUGGUCACAUCUUCAAGGCCACUCAGUAUAGCAUCCCUACCUACUGUGAAUACUGUUCUUCCUUGAUAUGGAUAAUGGAUCGAGCCUCUGUUUGCAAAUUGUGUAAAUACGCCUGCCACAAAAAGUGCUGCCUAAAAACCACAGCCAAGUGCUCCAAAAAGUAUGAUCCAGAACUGUCAUCACGCCAGUUUGGGGUUGAGCUGUCCCGCCUGACCAGUGAAGACCGAGCUGUUCCAUUGGUGGUGGAGAAGCUCAUCAACUACAUUGAGAUGCACGGGUUGUACACAGAAGGCAUCUACCGGAAGUCCGGUUCCACGAAUAAGAUUAAGGAGCUUCGGCAAGGUCUAGAUACAGAUGCGGAGAGUGUAAACCUAGAUGACUAUAACAUACACGUCAUUGCAAGCGUGUUCAAACAAUGGCUUCGGGAUUUGCCCAAUCCACUCAUGACUUUUGAACUCUACGAGGAAUUUCUUCGAGCUAUGGGCCUUCAGGAGAGGAAGGAGACCAUCCGCGGGGUGUACUCUGUGAUUGACCAGCUCUCCCGAACGCAUCUCCACACACUGGAACGCCUCAUCUUUCAUCUGGUCAGGAUCGCUCUACAGGAAGACACAAAUCGAAUGUCUGCUAAUGCUUUGGCCAUUGUGUUUGCACCCUGCAUUCUCCGCUGUCCUGACACCACCGACCCACUGCAAAGUGUGCAGGACAUCAGUAAGACCACCACCUGUGUGGAACUGAUCGUUGUGGAACAAAUGAACAAAUACAAGGCUCGCCUCAAAGACAUCAGUAGCCUGGAGUUUGCUGAGAAUAAGGCAAAGACCAGGCUGUCGCUGAUCCGCAGGUCAAUGGGAAAGGGACGUAUCCGCCGAGGAAACUAUCCGAGCCCAUCCUCUCCUGUGGUGGUUCGAUUGCCUUCCAUGUCUGAUGUCCCAGAGGAGCCUCUGACUGGCGAGGCCGCCAUGGACACUGACCUCACUGAGCAGCAGCAGGCGGCCAUGCAGCAGGAGGAACGAGUACUUGCCGAGCAAAUUGAGAAUCUGCAGAAGGAGAAGGAGGAGCUGACAUUUGAGAUGCUUGUGCUGGAACCCCGUGCCUCUGAUGAUGAAACCCUCGAGUCCGAGGCUUCCAUCGGGACUGCUGACAGCUCAGAGAAUCUGAAUGUGGAGGCUGAGGGUGCCAUCUCUGAGAGGCCAGAGAGAAGCUUAGCCCUUAUUGGCUCCCUGAAGGCCACUGGCAAGCCCAAUCCAUCAAGCAAGUUGCGAAAGCAGCAGAAGCCACAGCCUGAAGCCGUGGAUUCAGUGGACCCCUCGGUUCCCUCCUGUCCAACUAGCACUGCAUCCUCUCAUGGGACCAGAAAACGAUUUCAGAUUUAUUCCAAAUCUCCCUUCUACCGAGCUGCCUCAGCUGGAGAGGCCCUGGAGGGAGUCCCGAGCCCCAGCAGAAUGCUGGAAGACAGGCCUCAGUUCAUCAGCAGAGGAACCUUCAACCCUGAAAAGGGCAAGCAAAAAUUAAAAAAUGUGAAAAACUCACCUCAGAAAACCAAAGAGACCCCAGAGGGAACAGUCACAUCUGGGCGCAGGAAGCCUGGGGACCCCGACUGCAGUUCAACUCCACAGUUAGCGCUCCUGGGAAGUCACGAGUUCAUGGUGUGAGGUGGCAACUGUGUGUCCCAUCCCCUUGUCUGCAGCUGCCCCUCCUGCGUAGGGCCCUGCCUGCUGCCUGAGCCUGUGGCUGAGACCCCUGUGGCACAAGGGAAAGGCCUCCUGAGGCUGCUGUGGCUGCUGGGACUUGAGGCCUCACUAAACCAAGCCAUUCGGAGCGUGGGUCAAUACAGUGGCCUCUUUGGGCCUGAGAGAGUCUCUGACAUUUGAAGGAAAUGCAGAAAUCUGUGUUAACCACGAAUGCACAAGGCGUUGGGUUCACUUUGGGAUGGUAAGAAGCUGGAGUAAAAAAUUAUCUUCUUCCCAGAGUUUUACACAAAAACCUAAGUCCCCUAUUUUAGGUUUUUUGAAAAAACAAUCCAUGUUCUGUUCUGGAGAAAGUGAACAAACAGCUGUGUCCAGGAGGCACAGGGGCAUGUGAACAGGAGCACAGGUGUUAU
This is a messenger RNA of Ochotona princeps (American pika), 8480 nucleotides long. RefSeq names its product myosin IXA (gene MYO9A). The record is from RefSeq and is a predicted model, not a curated record. The transcript is spliced from 43 exons. Gene Ontology annotation, biological process: intracellular signal transduction; positive regulation of GTPase activity. Gene Ontology annotation, cellular component: myosin complex. Lineage: Eukaryota; Metazoa; Chordata; Mammalia; Lagomorpha; Ochotonidae. Bases 208 to 8031 code for a protein of 2607 amino acids. Gene Ontology annotation, molecular function: protein binding; microfilament motor activity; GTPase activator activity.